Rotaria sp. Silwood2 is the source of this 411-nucleotide messenger RNA. Lineage: Eukaryota; Metazoa; Rotifera; Eurotatoria; Philodinida; Philodinidae. The record is from the annotation of a GenBank genome assembly.
AUGCAAACAAAUACAACACAUCAUGUAUUAAAUAAUCAUGCAUGGCUUCAAUUUAUAAAAUUAUCUACAAAUCAAAAUAAUAAAUCUUUUUCUGCUAUUAUAUUAACUGGUUGGUCACGUUUUGAUCAUUUUAUGCCAUUAUGUGAUUUAUUACCAACAGCUUAUCAAUCUCUUAUCAAUAGUUUAUGUAUAUUAAAUACAGGAAAAUGUAUUCUUCAUGAUUAUAUGAAUGAUUGUUAUGAAUUAAUGAAUUCAAUUGGAGAAGAUUCACAAUUAUGUCAAUCAUUACCAGGUUAUAAAAUAGUUUCGAAAGAUAAAAAGAAAAAUAUUCGUAUAACUUUUAUGAAACAUGAUUUAAAAAGGCUGAUGAAGUACAGAGCUAGAAAAGCAGUUCAUGAAGCAGAUAGGUGA